GGCUUGGACUGCAGGGGAGCAAUUGCAUGAGGCAGCGCUGGAUUUGGAGCUGCAACUUGAACCUAGGAAACAUUCCCAACAUCAUCUCAUCGAAACCAUUUACUCAGGAACGACCCUCGCCGACUUCUUCCCGACUACGGUCCGGCCUGAAUCUCCAUUCUCGGAUUCUGCUCGCCUGCGCGAACCUGACGUAUCCCCAGCAACAGCAUCGUGUCGGUGACAAUGGCACAGGGCGACUCGGAGAGGGUGCGCGAGGCGCAGAAGGUGGUCAAGUCUGAUCCGCGCAGGGCAGAGGAGAUCUACAAGGAAAUCAUCUCAAAGCCGCCGUCGGUCACAUCGGAUGCUGCCAUUCGGGAAUACGAGAUUGCCUUGAUCAGCUUGGGGGAGCUAUACCGCGACCAGAAGAACACAGAACAGCUAGUGGGCUUGGUAACCAAGAGCAGAACCGUGCUCUCUUCAUUUGCAAAGGCGAAGACGGCCAAGCUGGUCCGCCAGCUACUCGACCUCUUCGAAGCUAUCCCCAACUCCCUCGACAUCCAGAUCUCCGUCACAAAAUCAUGCAUAGAAUGGGCUACGUCCGAGAGGCGGAGCUUCCUCCGACAGAACCUCGAGACGCGCCUCGUAGCGCUGUACAUGGCGAAGCAGUCCUACUACGAUGCGCUGACUCUCAUCAACGGCCUGCUGCGCGAGCUCAAGCGCAUGGAUGACAAGCUGGUGCUAGUCGAGGUGCAGCUCCUCGAGUCCCGCGUGUACCACGCACUGGGCAACAUCGCCAAGGCCCGCGCGGCCUUGACCAGCGCCCGCACCUCUGCCGCCUCGGUCUACACCCCGCCGCUCCUGCAAGCCAACCUCGACAUGCAGUCGGGCAUGCUGCACGCCGAGGACAAGGACUUCCAGACGGCAUUCAGCUACUUCAUCGAAGCGCUGGACGGCUACCACACGCAGGACGAGCCGACGCGCGCCCAGGCGGCGCUGCAGUACAUGCUGCUCUGCAAGAUCAUGCUGAACCUGGUCGACGACGUCAACCAGCUCAUGACGUCCAAGCAGGCGCUGAAGUACGCGGGCCAGUCGCUCGAGGCCAUGAAGGCCAUUGCGCGCGCGCAUGCGAACCGCUCGCUCGAGGAGUACGAGCGCGCCCUGGCCGCCUACAAGUACGAGCUCGGUAGCGACGCUUUCAUCCGCAACCACUUGCGGCGGCUCUACGACGCCAUGCUCGAGCAGAAUCUGAUCAAGGUGAUUGAGCCCUUCAGCCGGGUUGAGAUUGACCACAUUGCCAAGAUGGUUGGACUCGACACGCAGCAGGUGGAGCGCAAGCUGUCCCAGAUGAUCCUCGACAAGGUCAUCAUCGGCGUCCUGGACCAGGGCGCCGGGUGCCUCAUCAUCUAUGACGAGACGCACCGGGACGAGGCGUACGACGCGGCGCUGGCGACGAUCGAGAAGCUGAGCAGCGUCGUGGACGUGCUGUAUACCAACCAAGCAUCGCUCCUCGAGUGAGGGGGUCUAUUUUUGCUGUGGGUUGUUUUGAGUCGGUCUGGUGAGGCCUGGAUUGUAACCAUAUAUCGGUGCACAAAUAUCAACAACAACGCUUAGAAUCGCUGGCGUGAAACGAACAAGGCAUCGCAUUCUUGGCGUACACCAAGCCUAGUAGUACUGUUUAUCCAUAAACUGAACGCAACCCCCAAACGCCUUAGGUAUCGUAUCGUACGUAUAGGGGGUUAGAUCAACCUCGUGAUGCCCGCCAAACUAGCCAAAUCCAGGCGACUUUCAUAACCCCUGAGUGACAACCACCGCCCACAUUGCUGCCUGCCCAUGCAAGAACAAAUCAUCAACUUCGUAAUCCACACGAGAACCCGUUCAACAUCUCAUCCACACCACAGCAG
Messenger RNA from Canariomyces notabilis, 1880 nucleotides. Its product is annotated as PCI-domain-containing protein. The record is from RefSeq and is a predicted model, not a curated record. Gene Ontology annotation, molecular function: protein binding; structural molecule activity. The transcript has 3 exons. Gene Ontology annotation, cellular component: proteasome regulatory particle, lid subcomplex. Gene Ontology annotation, biological process: ubiquitin-dependent protein catabolic process. Bases 223 to 1494 code for a protein of 423 amino acids. Lineage: Eukaryota; Fungi; Ascomycota; Sordariomycetes; Sordariales; Chaetomiaceae.